GUGUGUUAUAAUAUCGAAAGAAGAGGAAAGUGUGUUAUAAUAUCUUAGGUCAAUCGAAAAUGGAUAAACCAAGUUGUUCAUCACAUAAGUAUGCAGUUGUACAAUUUGACGAUUUAGACUUUUCGGUGGUUCCCGUAAUUUGGUUGGAUGAACCACAUCAUUGUUAUUGGCCUACAGGAAUGAAAAACAUUAGAACCGCAAUUGUGAAAGAAAUGUCCGUUAAAGACAAUUUUAUGAAAUAUAAAUGUCAGAUCUUUAGUAAACAUGAUACUUAUGAAUCAGCCUUAGAGGCAGAGAAACAGAUUGUAGCUACAUCGGAAUCUGAGGAGGCUGAAUCAAGAAUGGGGAAAAGAAAAAUAAAAAAUAAUAAAUAUGACGACUAUGUCAGUUUUCCUAAUCCUCCGAGAUUGUUAUCAUCCAAGGAAUCACAUAAAUCAGUUUCAACACACACGAAUAAGGACAAUGAAAAUUCUAAAUUAAAUAAUUCACAAGAUAUUAAUGAUAUAUCUUAA
This is a messenger RNA of Camponotus floridanus (Florida carpenter ant), 512 nucleotides long. RefSeq lists its product as uncharacterized. The coding region runs from base 60 to 512 and encodes 150 amino acids. The record is from RefSeq and is a predicted model, not a curated record. Lineage: Eukaryota; Metazoa; Arthropoda; Insecta; Hymenoptera; Formicidae. The transcript is spliced from 6 exons.